AUGACCAUGAGUUCGUUUUUGAUAAACUCCAACUACAUCGAGCCCAAAUUCCCUCCCUGCGAGGAAUACACGCAGCACAGCGGCAGCGCCGGCAGCUCCGCCAGCUACCACCCGCACCACUCGCACCCGCACGCCCCGCCGCCGCCGCCGCCGCCGCCGCCGCACCUGCACGCCGCGCACCCGGGCCCGGCGCUGCCCGAGUACUUCCCGCGGCCGCGCCGGGAACCGGGCUACCAGGCUCCCGCGGCGCCGCCGGGGCCGCCGGGGCCGCCUCCCGAGGCGCUCUACCCCGCGCAGGCACCCUCGUACCCCCAGGCGCCCUACAGCUACAGCAGCGCCGGCAGCGCCGCCCCGGGCCCCGAGCAGCCGCCCCCGGGCGCCUCGCCGCCGCCGCCCGCCAAGGGCCACCCCGGCCCGCCCCAGCCCCUGCUCCCAGGCCAUGCCCUGCAGCGCCGCUGCGAAGCUGCCCCCGCCGCCGGGGCCGGCACCGGGCCCGCCUGCCCGCUGCUGCCCGACAAGAGCCUGCCCGGGCUGAAGGGGAAGGAGCCGGUGGUCUACCCCUGGAUGAAGAAGAUCCAUGUGAGCACGGUGAACCCCAAUUACAACGGAGGGGAGCCCAAGAGGUCCCGCACUGCCUACACCAGACAGCAGGUCCUGGAGCUGGAGAAGGAGUUUCACUUCAACCGCUACCUGACCAGAAGGCGACGCAUCGAGAUCGCGCACACCCUCUGCCUCUCCGAGCGCCAGGUCAAAAUCUGGUUCCAGAACAGGCGCAUGAAGUGGAAGAAAGACCAUAAACUGCCUAACACAAAGAUGCGCUCCUCAAACCAGUCCACACUGAGCCAGCAGUCCAAAGCACAGACACAGGGCCACCCCCAUCCGCUCGAUGGGGCUACACCCAACGCAGCUGCGCUAUAA
Molecule: messenger RNA, 918 nt
Organism: Melospiza georgiana
Lineage: Eukaryota; Metazoa; Chordata; Aves; Passeriformes; Passerellidae
Gene: HOXA4
Product: homeobox A4
Exons: 2
Coding region: 1-918 (305 amino acids)
Biological process (GO): regulation of transcription by RNA polymerase II; anterior/posterior pattern specification; embryonic skeletal system morphogenesis
Cellular component (GO): nucleus
Molecular function (GO): DNA-binding transcription factor activity, RNA polymerase II-specific; RNA polymerase II cis-regulatory region sequence-specific DNA binding
Source: RefSeq, a predicted model, not a curated record